AUGGACUCUCAAAGUGAUAUUCGUCACCAUUGUCCUGCGAUGGCCAGCGAGUGCUCCGCUUUACCUGAUGCGUCACUUCUGCUGGUGCUGCUGGACGGGCGUCUGCGUUGCGUUUCUCUGAAGGACGGCAGAGAACGUUGGUCUGCUCAGCUCCCUUGUGGUGAGAUGUUUAGCUGCGGCGAGUCGGGAAUUAUUUCUGAAAGGAGGCAAAUGCAUCCGUCUCCUUCCGAUUUUGCAACAUGUAAGCAGUGCGAAGUCAUGGGGGCGCGAUAUGGUAACUCCUCUACAACGGAUAGGUAUGUAUCCGUUGUGCAAAACCCAUGUGGUGGUUGUAGCGGGUUGUCCCAGCAUCCCUUCUGUGCUUCGUUACCGAAUAACGAGGUAGAUUGCUGUCUCAUUUUAUCACCACGGGAAUCUUCGGACGUCGGCCGUUCCCCGUCAUUUGAGUGGUACUUUUCAGGAGGGGUGAGUGGGAAAGGACGUGAUAAAUUAUAUUUUCCGGUAGAUGUGUUGCUUGAGCAUUUUAGUGCCUCUCGCUGUCCAGCACAUGGGCUGCGGGAUUUGAAUCAUAGAGAGAGUGUGUACAUUGAGUUUGACUUUGAUAACGGUGUGGAACUUUUUCAUCUCAGUGCUGAGAGGGGACUUUCGGUGCCUCGGCCUCGGAGGCCCCUGAAUGAUAAUGUCAGCUCUGACACCGCUGUUGCAAGUGAUGGGAAUGAUGGUCCUCAGAUGCCACUUUGUUCAACUUCCCAAAUUCGCAUUGCUGUUCAGCGUGCGACGGAUUAUCGAACCCUUUUCUUUCCACCAGUCCCUCGUUACAGAUCAGGCCCGUCAAAAGGAGUAGAAGACAACAGUCGCUCCCUUUUUGUAAAAAAAUCAACGGUAAUCAUAAAUAUUGUUGGCUGCCUCGAAACGAAUUCACUGGAAGGAACAGGAUUGGACGACACGCUACGUAUUGAACAAACGCUCUCCGAUAGCGGCGUUCGUGUUCAUUGGCUUGCAGUUGGAGACAAUAAUAAUGGCCCACAACCCACAGUGCCCGUUUCACCAGGUAUUGUAGAAUCUUCUCCUGUUGUUUCCGCAUAUGUUUUACAUCCUCACCGAUUGGCUACUGGUAAUGCAGUUACUGAAGAGUAUUGCGCGGGGGUUACUGAUUUUGAUGACGGAACUAGUUAUGUUAUGGCUUGCUGUCAAAUUCCUAUUUUAAAUUCAUCUUCGGAGCCAUCGAAGCAUGUGUUGAGUAUCCAGUCGUGCUUUCCUGAGAAUUUUCGUCGGAAGCGGCUGCAUGGGUUUGUCAAUAGACAGUAUGGAGUUUUCUUCUCGGAAAGUUUAAAUGUGCCAUCGAGCAGCUCAAGCAGCACAGUUUCUCCCUCGCCGCUUCCUACAGGCUCUGAGUGUGCAUCCAACGAUAAUGAGAACAUCUCUAAUAAAGCGAUGGGCGACGGCUUUUUUUCGUGUGAGGAAUCUGGGGAGGAGGCGAACCACCCAUCCCCAAAUGAAAUGUCGAGCGGUGCGUUAGUGCUUGGGAAGAGUUUGCUGUCUUUCAGUGAAAGUGAAAAUGUUGAGGCGAGAACACAAGAAAACUUCAUGAGCGGAAAACAAUCUUUCUUCGACGAGAACUUUGAUGUUUUGAUGAUUUUGGGCAGUGGUGCCUCCGGUGUGGUGCUUCUCACCCGACACCGUGUUACUGGUGUUUUGUACGCCGUUAAGGUGUUGAUUGUGAGAGAUAAAUUUGCGGAAACUGCUGUGAUGCAAGAAGUGCGAUUGCAUGCUGUACUUCACAAUGAGCACAUCGUUCGUUAUUACACCUGUUGGUCGGAGAUGAUCACACCAGCGCGGUUGCGCCAACUUGCCAGUGUUGGUCUUUGCAGCAAAAGGGAAGUAAGGCAAACAUUUAGGGCUUUGGAAGCCAAUUGUGUUAGUUGUGGAAGCAGCCAUGAGGGUGCCGGCUGGUUGAUACCCAGGCACGAGGGUCAAUUAGGUAAUUUGCUACUGUUGAAGUCACCUGCGGAGGAUUGCGCUGGAGUUUACAUGGCAGGAGAUGACACGGUCGAUGAUGGCACAGGCUCUACAGCUGGGUCUCAUACAGAACCUUCAGAGGAUGGCUCUGACGACACAAGGUCAAACUCGUGUGAAUCAUCGUCUUCAGAACGAAGUUCAUCAAUUCUUGAGGGGCGUGUUGUGUUUCUUCAACUAGAGUAUUAUCGUACAACAUUAGCGCAGCGUCUGGGGUCCCGAGGCAGCAUAGACCGUUUUGAGAACAUAAUUAUCGCACUACAGUUGUUCGCGGCAGUUCGUUAUGUACACAGGUCGGGUUUCCUUCACAGGGAUGUAAAACCUCCCAACAUAUUCAUUGAUUACCGUGUACAAUUUUCAGGAGUAGAUGGCCCAGGUGAAGAAGACAACGAUGAAUAUGAUUACGACCUGGACGAAAGUGAUGGAAACGGUUGGACAUGUACCAGUGUAAGAGAAGAAAAGGAAGAAAGGAAAAUGUGGACAGAGCCGGUGAAUGGUGGUGGAAAUGAUGAUGUAUCUGCACCCCACCAAGCUUUCCAAUCCGUUUUUGAGUUUCUGCAGUUCUACGCAACCACGCCGCCUUUGUCAACGUACCUAAAGAAGAUAAAGUGUGCUCAAAACGAGGAGCAGAAGCGUCGGGCAGUGUAUCUCAUCGGAAAGUGGACAUGCAAACGCUUCCUUCAGGUGCGACUUGGGGAUUUCAGUAUAUCAAAAUCCUUUUUGGCUCAACACGUAGAGCUGGCGUCGAACUUUGGUCGUACGGCAAUGAAUACGACUGGAAUUGGCUCAUCAUUGUAUUCUAGUCCUGAGCAACUGGACGGGGAACACUGUACGAGUUCAUCUGAUGCGUAUUCCUGUGGUAUUGUGCUUGCAGAGAUGUACGUACAGCCUAAAACUGUGUCUGAGAGGCUUCAUGUGUUGAAGGCUGUGCGCAACGGCGUUUUUCCAGAGAGCAGUCUUCUCAAAAGGUACCCGGAGCUCUGUGUGGUACAAUACCUGACGCUAAAGGAUCCGUCGCAUCGCAUGUCCCUUAUGGACGCCAGCCGAGCUCUACGUCGAACGGUUUACCGUAUAUUGCUCUCCUUUUUUUCUGAGGUGUGA
This is a messenger RNA of Trypanosoma brucei brucei TREU927, 3117 nucleotides long. RefSeq names its product protein kinase, putative. The record is from RefSeq and is a predicted model, not a curated record. Lineage: Eukaryota; Euglenozoa; Kinetoplastea; Trypanosomatida; Trypanosomatidae. The transcript has a single exon. The coding region runs from base 1 to 3117 and encodes 1038 amino acids. Gene Ontology annotation, molecular function: ATP binding; protein kinase activity. Gene Ontology annotation, biological process: protein phosphorylation.